Andrographis paniculata is the source of this 1916-nucleotide messenger RNA. Its product is annotated as hydroxyproline O-arabinosyltransferase 3-like. The coding region runs from base 468 to 1553 and encodes 361 amino acids. The transcript is spliced from 11 exons. NCBI's taxonomy places the organism in Eukaryota, Viridiplantae, Streptophyta, Magnoliopsida, Lamiales, Acanthaceae. Gene Ontology annotation, molecular function: glycosyltransferase activity. The record is from RefSeq and is a predicted model, not a curated record.
ACGUUGGCCAUCGUCUCAGGAAAUACCACUGAUAGCGCGUACUUUGCUUCCCUAACCUUCCAUGGUUGACUGGUGACUACAGCUCGGCGGAUAAACAAUCCAAAUAAUCGCUGUCUUCUGCUAUGGAAGCGACGAAUUCGUCAGAGACGGCCACUGUGCAAAGACGUUGACAUCGAAUUACUUCUCCAUAUAAUCAAUCUCUCCCUGUUUUUGCGUUUCGUCUCGUUCGUUUUCCGGUGCCUUCAUUUUCCAAUUUGGUCGAAUCGUGUUGUGAACAGCAGGGUUUUAACCAGGGGAGGCGGGGAAACCUUUUUGUGAUGCUGAAGCUGUCUUCUAGUCGGUGGAAGCUUGUGUGUUUCGGCUGAGCUGGUGAUUUGGAGGGCUGGAUUUUGGUGAAUCUUGCAGAUUCAAUUAGUUCAGGGUUUUGGUAUUGAAUUUAUUUUGAGUUUUUACCUGGUCGAGGAACAAUGAUUCCAAGGAAGAAUGCAGGACGUGCUUCACCCUUCUUUCUGAUGGUGUUGGCUUUUGGGUUCUUCUUGGCAACGUAUAAUUUAUUAACUUUGGUGAUGCACAAGGCUGAUAAAAGCGAGACUGAUACAAAGGAAUUGAAUGAUCCCAUUGUAAGUCGGCCAAAUGAGCUGAGAAAGGGAGGAGGUGCAAAAUUCCAUGUUGCUGUCACAGCCACAGAUGGAGUGUAUAACAAAUGGCAAUGUCGAAUUAUGUACUAUUGGUACAAAAAAAUGAAGGAAGUGCCUGGAUCGGAUAUGGGAGGAUUCACACGGGUUUUGCAUUCAGGAAAACCUGAUAAUUUGAUGGAGGAAAUGCCGACUCUUGUUGUAGAUCCUCUCCCCGAAGGGCUUGAUCAAGGCUAUGUAGUUUUGAACAGACCCUGGGCGUUUGUGCAGUGGUUGGAGAAAGCCACAAUUGAAGAGGACUACAUUCUAAUGGCGGAACCUGAUCACGUCUUUGUUAAUCCAUUGCCAAAUUUGGCUCAUGGAAAUCACCCUGCUGCAUUCCCCUUUUUCUACAUAACACCAAAAGAGCAUGAGAAAAUUGUAAGAAAAUAUUAUCCUGAAGAGAAAGGUCCCGUGACCAACAUCGAUCCAAUUGGCAACUCUCCUGUGAUAAUUAAGAAGUCUCUCUUAGAGAAAGUUGCACCUACAUGGAUGAAUGUAUCCUUACGGAUGAAAAAUGAUCCUGAGACGGAUAAGGUUUUCGGUUGGGUUCUGGAAAUGUAUGGCUAUGCCGUUGCUUCUGCAUUGCACGGAGUGAGACACAUUCUCCGCAAGGAUUUCAUGCUGCAGCCACCAUGGGAUUUGGAAGUUGGCAACAAGUUCAUCAUCCAUUAUACAUACGGAUGCGAUUACAACAUGAAGGGCGAACUAACCUACGGGAAGAUUGGGGAAUGGAGAUUUGACAAGAGAUCCCACCUUAGUGGUCCUCCCCCAAGAAACAUAUCGUUACCUCCUCCAGGCGUCCCUGAAAGCGUGAUACGGCUUGUCAAAGCAGUGAAUGAAGCGAGCGCGAAUAUUCCCAAUUGGGACACACUGUAGGUCUGCAAACAGUAUGGAUCAUCGCUCAAAGUUUUUAUGGCACCUCCCUUUUAUCUUGAGCUUGUUCUUUCUGCGGCAUUCAUACACUGGUGAAACAUGCAAUUUAACUACAUUGAGUUUCGAUUCGGAAUAUAGAGAAAAAAAAAAAAAAAAAGCCUUUCUUCUUAAGUUCAUCCUCUGCAAAUAUGUUUUCUGUAUUGAUUUAUAUCUCUAAAAGCUUGUAAGGUAAAACUUUUACAAUACACAUAAUAAUACACUGUCUUCUUCUGCAUUAUAGUCGGCGAUAUUUGUUGGUCUAUAGCCACUCUAUUAGUACAGAUGGAUCACAUUUAACAAUGAAUGCAUGUUUUGAUGUUUCUUUUA